AUGUGGCGUGCUCUGCUUUCUCUUGCCUCUGAUUCCCUGCCAGCGCUGCUGCUCGUCUGUGCUGCUGCUCGUCUGUGCUGCUGCUCUUCUGUGCUGCUGCUCUUCUGUGCUGCUGCUCUUCUGUGCUGCUGCUCUUCUACCUUCAAGUACCAGGACCCACAGUGUUACUCGGCCAAUCUGAACCACGUGGUACUCGUUGUGGGCUACUUCAUUUUCCGCGACGACGGCAGCCAGAACCGCAUAGCGCCGCCCUUCUGGAUCGUGCGCAACUCGUGGGGAGUGGAGUGGGGCGACCGGGGCCACAUGCGCAUGGACAUCCAGGGAGGGGACGGCGUGUGUGGCAUCAACGUGCUACCUGGCAUCGUGCCCAUUGUCAAGAUUCCCAAGGACCCGUGUGGGCUGAGGAGCUACAAGGGCGAUGGGGACGUGCAGCCCACGAUGAACCCAUGUGGGCGCUUCACGUGCCGCCCCGUCCCCAAGAACGACUCCAACUCCUGCGACUGCGUCAUCCCGGAGGAGCCCAAGCAGCCCUUCGCUGAGGUCGCCAAUGGAUACGGCUCCAACAUCUGUGCCUACGGUGAGGCUGUUGGCUCCAACACCUGUGCCUACGGCUGUUUGCGCCAACACCUGUGCCUACGGCUGUUUGCGCCAACACCUGUGCCUAUGGUGAGGCUGUUUGCGCCAACACCUGUGCCUAUGGUGAGGCUGUUUGCGCCAACACCUUUGCCUAUGGUGAGGCUGUUUGCGCCAACACCUUUGCCUAUGGUGAGGCUGUUUGCGCCAACACCUGUGCCUAUGGUGAGGCUGUUUGCGCCAACACCUGUGCCUAUGGUGAGGCUGUUUGCGCCAACACCUUUGCCUAUGGUGAGGCUGUUUGCUUGCGCCAACACCUGUGCCUAUGGUGAGGCUGUUUGCGCCAACACCUUUGCCUAUGGUGAGGCUGUUUGCGCCAACACCUUUGCCUAUGGUGAGGCUGUUUGCGCCAACACCUGUGCCUAUGGUGAGGCUGUUUGCGCCAACACCUUUGCCUAUGGUGAGGCUGUUUGCGCCAACACCUUUGCCUAUGGUGAGGCUGUUUGCGCCAACACCUUUGCCUAUGGUGAGGCUGUUUGCGCCAACACCUGUGCCUAUGCUGUGGUUAUGUGGACGUCUGUGGGUCAUACUUCAAGAGCCCCUGCUCUCAACUCUGUAACCUCCUUUGCUAAAUCCUGUAACCAUCUUUGCCCAACCCCACUCUGCAACCCGCCAGUGGACGUGUGUGGGUCGUACUUCAAGAACCCCUGUGCGGUGGGCACAUGCAUCAACGAUGGCAAGGGCGCCUACUCCUGCAUCUGCCCUCCCACCUACAUCUCCAGCCGCACCAUUCCCAACUUCCCCACCUGCGACCCAGUGAAUGUCACGGCCACAUCAAUGGCAGUGAGCGGGGUCAACUGGCGCUGCUCGGACGUCUAUCCCAUUGUGGGGAUAUCGUACAAUCAGUUCAAGCAGCAAAACCCUGGUGACACGUGUCGUUCCAUGGCAUAUCAGCUCAUAAUGACCCGCAGCAAGCUCAUGGAGCUCAACCCCGGGCUUGACUGCGCGGUGCCCAUCAAGCCCGGCCGCUCCGUAUGCAUCGAGCGCAGUGCUGCCUACGCGUACGCCGUUCCGUUAUGCCUCAAGUACGGGGUCAUGCUGGCACAGGACUCGUGCGAGCGCAUGCUGCAAGGGCUGGCGGGAGAUGUGAACGCGACGACGUGGGCCAUGCUGUAUCGCACCAACCCCGGGCUGGUGUGCUCGCAGGUCAUCCCGACUUCCAUCGCGGCGGUUGGCAGCAACAUCGGCGUGCAGGUGAUGUGUGGUUUUGGGGCCUUUGGUGUUGAUUUUGUUCACAAGCAGCGGUGGGAGUAG
Molecule: messenger RNA, 1887 nt
Organism: Closterium sp. Naga37s-1
Lineage: Eukaryota; Viridiplantae; Streptophyta; Zygnematophyceae; Desmidiales; Closteriaceae
Source: the annotation of a GenBank genome assembly